Messenger RNA from Dreissena polymorpha, 2766 nucleotides. Its product is annotated as MOXD1 homolog 1-like. Bases 142 to 1872 code for a protein of 576 amino acids. Gene Ontology annotation, molecular function: dopamine beta-monooxygenase activity; copper ion binding. Lineage: Eukaryota; Metazoa; Mollusca; Bivalvia; Myida; Dreissenidae. The record is from RefSeq and is a predicted model, not a curated record. The transcript is spliced from 11 exons.
AAUAGCUGUCUCGUGAUAUCCCAUUGGUUUUCAAUCAGGCAUAACGGCGGCCACCUAUAAAACUUUUACAAAUAUGGACAAUACAGAAUUACUUUGAGAAAUAGCCAGUCGGUGUUAACAAAAAGUCUAAAUCUCUGCUGUAUGGAUACAGUGACAAUGUUUUUGAGGUUAGCAGUUUUCGCCCUUGUUGCGAAAAGUCUCGAUGCCUACUCUAGCUACAGGGACAACAUUCCAAACGGAUACAAUGUAACCCAUCCUUGUGACAGCAGCAUGACAUGGAACGGAGUCGGGCAUGAGAAUGCCAUGGGUGGGGGCGCCAGAAAUCCGUUUGGGCUGGACUUUAAAGCAAACAACGCGGUUUGGGACGCAGCAUUUUGCCAGAAGGACUCGGAUGGAGACGGACGGACGAACGGAGAAGAAUUGGGGGACCCUAACUGUGUGUGGAUGAAGGGGUCGGUCCCUCAGGUUAAAACUGGGAUCACGCAUCCGGGUGUUUGUGAACCAAUCGGUAGCACCAAAUGCACUGGAAAGAAUGCGUUUGUAAAUUGCCAAAAUACCGGAAAAUUUGUGUGCCCCGCUAUAGAAAGAACUGACACGUUGAAGUUCGAGUACCGUUUUCCAAGAACUGCUGUUCCGACCCAAGAGACCACGUACAUGUGCAUGAACAUCCAACUACCCGCGAACAGUACCUACCACCUGAUUGCUAGUGAACCAAUCAUCGACAACAUUAACAUCAUGCAUCACAUAAUCGUCUAUGGAUGCCCGGGCCUUGAAAACGCACCUGGUCCGCUGAACAAACCGGCACCGUGUGGCGCAAUGAAGGCCCAAUGCACGGAAAUGAUUUCCCUAUGGGCAUUUGGUACCCACGGGAGCUGUUUCAACGAGAACAUGGGCUUCAAGGUCGGUGCUGGAGGACUGAAGUAUGCAAUCAUGGAGUUCCACUGGAACAAUCCAAUGUUAAUUUCAACGUACACAGACAGUUCUGGCUACGCAUUUUAUAUGACCCCUAACCUCCGCCAAUACAACGCGGGAGUGCUCAUGAUUGGUCAGAAUUACCUACAGAUCCCGCCCUUCGCCACCGGUCAUGUUGAAAGUGGCAGCUGUACCGGGAGCUGCAGUCGACAGAUCAUGACGAGCGAGAUCUACUUGACCGAAGUGACCAAUCACAUGCAUGGAUUAGGGAAGUCAAUGAUUACAGAGUUGAAGAGGAACGGAACAAGGGUCCAGUAUCUGGCAAAGGACGACGUCUUCGACUACAACGCCCCAGUGACCCAUAAUUACGACGUGCCGGUCAUGAUACAUCCAGGAGACGAGAUGAAGACUACAUGCGUGUAUCAGUCGGUAAAACGAAACUUGACCACGUUCUAUGGGGAAGGCACGCAGGAAGAAAUGUGUUUCUCCUUCCUUAUCUACUACCCGAUGGAAAGCAUGUCAUCUAGGAUGUGCCAAUCCUGGAAGAGUAUGGACUUUUGCGAAUGGGCAUUGACUCCCGUGAAGAGAGGAUGCAACUUUACGCAGUUGUCCGAUCCAAACUCUAAAUAUACGGAAAUAAAUAAAAUGAUAGCUGAGAAGUGUACCCCUUUUGUGUGCCGCCAGGAGUGCUUCGCUCUCCGGAAGGAGCUUCAGAAGGACCCGUGUUUCCAAGGCGACACUCACGACCUCUACCGACGCUUUGCCUUGUAUAACAAUCAAACAAAAUCGGAGGUGACCUACUUUUUUGCCCAACUGGAUUCGUGCGAUUGGGAAAUGUGGGAAGAAGGUCGCGGUCAUGAUAAUGGAGAUCAUGGCGGAAAAGUGUCAGGUGUCGCCGCGUCUGUAGCGACCGCAUUUACUUCCGUCCUCGUUCCGCUUUUGUCCGCGCUGUAUUUGUAGACGUAUUUGAUGUUGGGAACACUUGGCUGAAGGUUGCAGUACGUCGUUGACAAAUUGGAGAACUUUAUCGUCCCGCAGUUUUGAAUUAUAUUAACUUUAAAGGCUUAUAACAUUUACAAUACGAUAUGUACGUGUUUUUGGUAGAUACAAUACAUUGUAAUGAUAAUAAUUCAAGUGGCAUACAUAUAUGAGCAUUUAAACAAGCAAACAACUUAUAAACGUCUUUUACUGAACACAAUAUUAGUUGUUGCAGCAUAACAACACAAUUGAAAUAUAUUUUAAAUUAAUUUUACGUCUGCAUUUAUAACAAAACACAACUCUGGAUUGUCAAGCGAGCGUCAUCAACACACCAAUAACGUUCAGUCAAGCUGGUCUAUUUAUCGUCGUUUUUGUUCCUACAUACCUGCAUUUAAGCCUCGCUCAAUAAAACGAGGGUUUAAUGCAUCUGCGUAAAGUGUCGUCCCAGAUUAGCCUAUGAAGUUCAUACAGGCUAAUCAGGGACGACACAUUCCGCUUUUAUUGCAUUUUUCAUUUUAAUGAAGACUCCACAUCAAGAAAAUCCAGUUAAAGCGCAAAGAUUCGUCCUAGAUUAGCCUGGAACGAAUUAGCAUGCAACCCUCUUUUCAUAGAGCGCGGCUCAUUGAGAAUACUUCAGAUUAGACGUAGUAGUGAUUAGACGUAGUCUGUGCACGGCCGUGAUAAUAUCAAACAAACACGAUGUCAAUAAUUCUUGUCUUGAACAGUCAUCUGUAUUUUUAUUUAGUAAAAAAUACAAAUAUAUGUUUCGUUUAUUAAAAUAAGCUAACAUGCCAAAUGCUUUUAUGACUAUUGAAAUAAUUGAUCUUAUGAUAGCGAUCCUCUCUUGUUUUCAAAUAAAUGAAAAUGAAAACAUCA